Messenger RNA from Lotus japonicus, 2186 nucleotides. Its product is annotated as CBL-interacting serine/threonine-protein kinase 23. The coding region runs from base 421 to 1794 and encodes 457 amino acids. Lineage: Eukaryota; Viridiplantae; Streptophyta; Magnoliopsida; Fabales; Fabaceae. Gene Ontology annotation, molecular function: ATP binding; protein kinase activity. Gene Ontology annotation, biological process: protein phosphorylation; signal transduction. The record is from RefSeq and is a predicted model, not a curated record. The transcript is spliced from 15 exons.
UCCAAAGUUGAACCAUUCACCUCUCCUUUUUGUCAUCUUCAAAUCAAAUCAAAACCAAACACCAUUCCUUCCUUCCUUCCAUUCUUCACAACAAAAGAAAGAAAGAAAAGAUCACAAAUCCACACCUUCAAUUUCUUUCCUCCUUUAUUCUUUCUUCCCCUUUUCUCUCCUCAUUCAAUCCAACGGUCAACCACCCUCCACCCUUUGAAUGGAAUCAUCAACAAAAAGAACAUUCCACGGUUAAUCCCUCAGAUUCUCUCGUUUGUUUGAUUGCUUCCGAAAGAGAAAGAAAAAUGAGGUUCGCAAAGUCACAGGUAUGGCAACCCUGCAAGAAGAAGAGGCUCUAAUACCUAAUAUAUAUUCAGAUUGCUUUAGAGAGAGAAAGUAAAGGGAAUCGGAGAAGUUAGAGAGAGAAAGAAGAUGUCGUCACGUUCCGGCAACGGCGGAAGCAGGACCCGGGUGGGGAAGUACGAGCUGGGUCGGACUCUGGGUGAGGGCAAUUUCGCUAAGGUCAAGUUUGCCAGGCACGUGGGCACCGGGGAUCACGUGGCCAUCAAGAUUCUCGACAAGGAAAAAGUUCUCAAGCAUAAGAUGAUUGGCCAGAUAAAACGAGAAAUAUCAACAAUGAAACUGAUUAGGCACCCAAAUGUCAUACGCAUGCAUGAGGUGAUGGCUAGCAAGACAAAGAUCUAUAUUGUAUUGGAAUUUGUGACUGGUGGGGAGCUAUUUGAUAAAAUUGCACGCAAUGGGAGGUUGAAAGAAGAUGAAGCAAGAAAAUACUUUCAACAGCUUAUAUGUGCUGUGGAUUACUGUCAUAGUAGAGGUGUUUUCCACAGAGACCUAAAGCCUGAGAAUUUAUUGCUGGAUGCUAAUGGAACGCUUAAAGUAUCAGAUUUUGGAUUGAGUGCAUUGCCUCAACAAGUUCGGGAAGAUGGGCUACUUCACACAACAUGCGGUACGCCAAAUUAUGUAGCUCCAGAGGUGAUCCACAACAAAGGCUAUGAUGGAGCAAAGGCAGAUCUCUGGUCAUGCGGUGUUAUUCUCUUUGUUUUAAUGGCUGGCUAUCUGCCCUUCGAAGAAAACAAUCUUAUGGCUUUAUAUAAAAAGAUUUUCAAGGCUGAGUUCACGUGUCCCCCAUGGUUCUCUUCAAGUGCAAAGAAACUAAUCAAAAGAAUACUGGAUCCCAGUCCUGCUACAAGGAUUACAAUUGCUGAGGUCAUUGAGAAUGAGUGGUUCAAAAAGGGAUAUAAGCCUCCGGUAUUUGAACAGGCUAAUGUUAGUCUUGAUGAUGUAAAUUCAAUUUUCAGUGAAUCCAUGGAUUCACAAAAUCUUGUUGUUGAGAGGCGUGAAGAGGGGCAUGCGGCACCUGUGACCAUGAAUGCAUUUGAGCUAAUAUCUAAAUCUCAAGGCCUCAACCUUAGUAGUCUUUUCGAGAAGCAAAUGGGACUUGUUAAAAGGGAAACAAGAUUCACUUCCAAAUGUUCAGCAGAUGAGAUAAUUGCAAAAAUUGAGCAAGCUGCAGGACCUCUGGGUUUUGAUGUUAAGAAGAACAACUGUAAGUUAAAGCUUCAAGGGGAAAAGACUGGAAGGAAAGGUCAUCUUUCUGUAGCCACUGAGAUCUUGGAGGUGGCUCCUUCACUUCACAUGGUUGAGUUGCGCAAGUCUGAAGGAGAUACUCUGGAAUUUCACAAGUUCUACAAGAACCUAGCUACUGGGCUUAAAGAUAUUGUUUGGAAAGCAGACCCUAUUGAUGAAGAAAAACCUAAACCUAAUGGUUCCACUGCAGCGAAAUGAUUAUGUUGCCUAAAUCUUCAUCUUUGUACAAAGUACAAUCACAUGUGUGUUAUUGGGUAAGAGUGGGGAUUACUUGAAGGAUUCCUUUUUUUUUUUACAUUAUUGGUAUAUGAAAGUCUGUCUUUGUUUGAUACUGUUUCAAAAUACCAUUUGUUUUUUGUGAUGUGAGAAACGAUAGAAAUGCUAUAGGGAAAACUGGUUCAACAGAAGUAAGAGAAUUGUAGAAUUUAUCUGUAUUACCAGUUGACAGUUUAAUAGUUGACAGUUUUUUUUUUGUGUGGCUAUCAUGACAUUAUGAGUCCCCCUGGCCCUUUUCUAUUGAGUAGCAUGCAUGCAUGAACUGUAAAAUAAUACAAUAAAUUAUUCACAAUCAAUAUGCAGUUUUUGUAGUA